Molecule: messenger RNA, 1802 nt
Organism: Schistosoma guineensis
Lineage: Eukaryota; Metazoa; Platyhelminthes; Trematoda; Strigeidida; Schistosomatidae
Source: the annotation of a GenBank genome assembly
AAUUUGAAUUGUAUAUUGUCCAGCGCGAUGUUCGAAUUAGACGUUUCUUAAAGUUUUGGGUUGUUGCGUAAUCAUGCUAGUGGUGCGGACAUUUUGAAAUCAUAUCCUUGAUCUGAUCGUGCAUUUUAUGGGUGUAAAUGGGCGUUUUGUUGAUGAAUCACAACAAAUGGUAAAAUUAGGUAAGAGGAGCUGGAAAACGCACUUGUUGAAACCAUUAUCAUGGACUCCAAAUAGUAAAGCAAAACAAGCAAAUACCUGCUGGGUGCAACUGUCUGGUCAUCAAGGUAGCCUAAUAUCUAAUGGUAAAGGAAGCGUUUUAAAACGUUAUUGCCAAAGUGAAGCCCAAUGUUUACUACAGCUCCAGCUAGAUAUACUCAGAUCAUUUGUCCCUAAAUAUCAAGGCGAAAAGCUGCUCGAUGGUGAACGUUACGUAAAAAUGCAGGAUUUGCUGUACAAUUUUAAAUCACCAUCAAUAAUGGACUGCAAGAUUGGACAACGUACUUUUUCAGAAAGUGAGGUCAUUGGAGACUCUUCAGAAAAUAUUCGAAAAGAUCUCUACUUGAAAAUGAUGUCUACUUCGCCUAAUGCACCGACUGAAAGAGAACAUCGUGAAAAAGGUGUUUCGAAAGUACGCUAUUUGCAGUGGCGUGAUACAAUUAGCUCAACGGCUGAGUAUGGUUUUCGCAUUGAAGCAAUCAAGACUUUUAGUGAAUCCACUCGAAAAGAUUUUCAACACACUCAUACAUGGCAUGAAAUAAUAAAUCACUUUAAAUUAUUCAUACAACACCGUAAAAUAAUUGCUCAAAACUAUUUAAUCCGAUUAUUAAAGUUGAGAACUAUAUUGGAAGUUUCCGAUUUCUUUGCCAAACAUGAGAAGAUUUAGAACUUUCGGGUUAGAUUUUUGAACGGGAUUGUAAAAUAUGAAUUUGUUCUUUUUUAUCGGCUCUUCAUUAUUAUUUGUUCAUGAUCAAUCAGGCUAUGCUAAUAUCUGGUUAAUUGAUUUCGCUAAAAUAGCCAGUCCAUCGAACAAUCAAAUUCGUGUAAAUCAUCGUUCUGUAUGGAAACCUGGCAAUUAUGAGGAUGGUUAUUUAAUUGGAAUUGAUAAUUUAGUGAAAUUAUUCGAAGAAAUUAUUCAUGAAUGCCAGUAGUUCCAGAUCUCAUAGAUUAUUCCCUUUUGUUUUUCCGUUUCCAUAUCUUUGCUAGUGUUUAUAUAUAUAUCGGAAGAACAUUACGAUUUAUAUCCGGUUUAUUAUACAAUAUUCACAUUUCCCAUUUUUUACGUUGACUUCAUAGAACUAAUUGAUCUGCCCAUAGAACAACUAUCGUGUUGUGCAUUGACUCAAUAAUAGUGAGCUUUUCCAUUUUGUGUUUGUUUAUUACUCCUUGAUCGUAUCCACUUUUCCCCUCACCUUUUGAUGGCAACAGUACAUUACAAAAUAAAUUAAAGCAACAGAUCGCUUGAAAGAAACAUCUGUUUGUUUUUUUCUACGUUUUCAUGUUUGUUUGUUUUUAAAAUUGAUUUACUUGAGAAUCAAAAUUGUCUUCACAAUGUAUGUAAGACAGUUUCAAUAUCUUUUUUACUUGUGAUUUAGACAUAUUUUUGAUAAAUGAAAUAGUUUUUUGUUCAAAUGUUUUCAUCAUCAAAUGUAUUUCGCCACAUCUAUUUUUUUCUAGAAUUAUUUUUUGUUUCUUUGACACAGUACUAGUAUUCUCAAUAUUGAUUUGUUAUUGUAACAUAAGUUUAUCGAUUUCAAGCACAUUCCAACUAUGCCAAUUUGUACAAUUAUAAAAUGUUGUGUUUC